AUGCCGUCGGCCGCCACCCGCUCGUCGUCCAUGGGCGCCGGCGACAUUGAGUUCGCCCUCGACCUCGACGACAUCGCCGCCCGCGCAGCCAAAGCGGACUGCAUCGGCGCGCUCGCCUGCGGCCGCGCAAGCUUCUCCUACCACCGCCUCCCCGAGCCGCCCCUCCGCCUCACCGUCCGCAAGCUCGACGAUUCCUACUUCGGCGUGCAGAUCGCCAGGUCGGCCGCUGUGUGGGAGCUCAAGGCGGCGAUACAAGGCGUGUUCAUCGCUCUCUACGAUGACAUGGAGAAUGCUGUCACUUGGCAGCACGUGUGGAGCCACUUCUGCUUAUGCUUCAAGGAUGAGAAAAUGACGGAUGACAGGGCAACCUUGCGUGCAUUUGGUAUAAAAGAUGGUGAUGAGUAUGAUUCAUUAUUUGUGUUCAAGGCCAUUUGGAAAUCGAGUAAACUGUUUCAGCUAUUUGCGGAACUCCAUUUCGCCCAGCAUCUCUCCGUUGACUACAGCCCUUGCAAGAGUUCAAAAAGUCAAAGGGCAACAUCUCACAGAAGGUCAAGGACUUCAGUGGAAGGUUUUAGUGUCAGACCACGGAGUUUGAUGGAUGAUCUGAUCGAAGAAGAUGAGGGCGAGAAGAAGCUUGCUGCUACUAGGCAUUCGACCAGUAUUCUGGAUGAAGAUUUUUGUGUUUAUGAGCACCACGAGCAGCACGUGGAGGAAGAUCGUAAGAAAGGAAGCUCUGUUCGCGGUUGGUUCUCAUACUCUAGAUUGAGGGGUAACAGGAGAACACACUCGGAGAAUAUUGAGCAACCCUCCUGCGAAAAGGGCAGUCGACCAAAGCUAGGGAAAUGGCUGUCUUCCAAAAUGUCGAAGGCCCGGAGUAAAUGA
This is a messenger RNA of Triticum turgidum subsp. durum (durum wheat), 882 nucleotides long. The record is from the annotation of a GenBank genome assembly. NCBI's taxonomy places the organism in Eukaryota, Viridiplantae, Streptophyta, Magnoliopsida, Poales, Poaceae.